CACCACAUACACACUCACGGCAGUCAUCACUCACACACACACAUAAACAUACACAUGCACACUUGCACCGGCAAACAUAUGGAGUACUACUGCUUCCUUCUGCUCUGGAUCUGCAGCCAGCAGUUAGGAUUCCUCGACUGCUUCAACAUCGACACAAAGAGACACAGGAUCAUCAAAGGUCCCAAACAAGCCCAGUUUGGAUACACUGUUCAGCAACAUGUGGCUGCUGGAGGGGAGAAGUGGUUAUUAGUAGGAGCCCCAUAUGAAAUGAAUGGCCCAUAUCAGACGGGGGAUGUUUAUAAAUGUUCACUGAGCAGAAGAAUCAAUGGCAAUGGUUGCUCCAAACUCAACUUAGGAAGGAUAUCUCUGACCAACGUAUCGGAGCGAAAAGACAAGAUGAGGCUGGGAAUGACGCUCACAGCUAACCCUAAAGACAACAGUUUUGUGGCCUGUGGGCCACUGUGGAGUUAUGAGUGUGGCAGCUCUUACUACAGCACUGGCAUAUGCUCCAGAGUCAAUGCAAGCUUCAAGUUCUCCAGAACGAUUGCUCCUGCCUUUCAGAGAUGUGAGACCUAUAUGGACAUAGUGAUUGUUCUGGAUGGCUCAAACUCUAUCUACCCCUGGUAUGAAGUGCAGGCUUUCCUCAUCAACAUUCUUCAGAAGUUCUAUAUCGGACCAGGUCAAAUACAGGUUGGAGUGGUUCAGUACGGUGAAAAGGUGGUUCAUGAAUUCAAACUCAGCGACUACAAAUCUGUGGAGGAAGUGGUGAAAAGAGCUCGCAGUAUCAACCAGCGGGGCGGAGAGGAGACCAAUACAGCUUUAGGAAUCAACAUAGCACGCUCAGAAGCUUUCAAACAAGGAGGCCGGCGUGGCGCCAAGAAGGUGAUGAUAGUGAUAACUGACGGAGAGUCACAUGACAGUCCUGAUCUCCAGCAAGCCAUCGAGGAGAGUGAGAAGGACGGCAUCACCCGUUAUGCCAUUGCUGUUCUUGGCUACUACAACCGCAGAGGAAUCAAUCCUGAGGCCUUUCUCAAUGAGAUCAAGUACAUCGCCAGUGACCCCGAUGACAAACACUUCUUUAAUGUGACAGAUGAGUCAGCACUGAAGGAUAUUGUGGAUGCACUUGGAGAACGUAUCUUCAGUUUGGAAGGAACCAGCUCAAAUGGGACAGCGUUUGGCCUCCAGAUGUCUCAGGCUGGAUUUUCUGCACAUAACGUUGAGGAUGGGAUUCUGGUUGGUGCUGUCGGGGCUUAUGACUGGAAUGGAGCGGUGCUGAAGGAAACCCGACAAGGAAAGGUGGUCCCUCCCAAGUCUUCAUAUGCACAGGAGUUCCCUGAAGAGCUCAAAAACCAUGGUGCCUACUUGGGUUACACUGUGACAUCUGUGGUGUCAGCCAAAAAUGGUCGCCUUCUUGUAGCGGGAGCUCCACGAUUCAACCAUACCGGCAAAGUCAUUAUCUUCACUCUUACAAACUCGGGUAACCUCGCCAUCCUGCACUCCCUCAAAGGACAGCAGAUCGGCUCUUACUACGGCAGUGAGAUUGCACCUGUGGAUAUCGAUGGUGACGGUAUAACUGACAACCUUUUGGUGGCAGCACCCAUGUUCUUCAGCGGAGGCAUGGAGAAGGGAAAGGUCUACAUCUACAGAGUGACGGAGUUGAACCGUUUCAUCCUUGAGGGCUCAUUGGAAAUCCACAAUGGUGGCCAGAACGCUCGCUUUGGCUCCUCGCUCGCCCCUGUCCCUGAUCUGAACGGUGAUGGCUUUAAUGACUUGGUGGUGGGAGCCCCGCUGGAAGACGACCACAAAGGAGCCAUUUAUGUUUUCUUCAGCCAGCAAAACAGAAUACUCCGCAAAUAUAAACAGAGAAUAGCAGCAGCAGAUCUGGCUCCUGGCCUGCAGUACUUUGGCCGCAGCAUCCACGGCACAAUGGACAUGAACAAUGACGGUUUAGUGGACCUGGCAGUGGGUUCUCUUGGUGCUGCUGUUCUCCUCUGGUCGCGGAGUGUUGUCCGUAUUUACACCAGCGUCAGAUUUGAACCCAGUAAAGUCAACAUCUUUGUGAAGGACUGUCAGCGAGGCGGCAAAGACGUGACCUGCAUGUCAGCCAUUGUGUGUUUCAACAUCACCGCCAGGACAGCCAUCCCUCCCACACAGGAAAUUGGAAUCAAAUUUAAUGUCUCCAUCGCGGAAAGGCGGUUUAAUCCUCGGGCUGUUCUGGACAACCCAAACAAGCUGCAGCCUCAAAACCGGACCCUGCUUCCAGGAGAGGAGAUCUGUGAGCACAUCUACUUCCACGUCAUGGAGACCACAGACUACGCUAGGCCCAUAGUGUUUGCUGUGCAAGUGGGACUACAAGAUCCAGAUAAAGAACCAGUUCUGGAUGACAACUGGCCCACUGUUCUCAGGACUGAGCUUCCUUUCUGGAACGGAUGUGAUGAGGACGACCGCUGCAUACCUGACCUGGCUCUGCAGAGUAUGAAUGACCUGAUGACUCCAAAUCAUUUCUGCAAGCAGCCCGUACAGUCCCGCAGUGUUUUUUGCCGGCAUUUAAGUGAAGUUGGUACUGAGGGAUCUCUGCGGGUUAUAGAGGCACAACGGAGGAGGAUGGUGGUGGACGUUCGAUUGGAGAACAAAGGAGAGAACGCCUACAAUGCUCGUCUGAAUAUCACCUACACGCCUAAUCUACGCUUCUCUAGCCUCAUAGUCAAGGACAACUCUGAUAUCAAAAUAGAGUGCUACAUGGAGGACAAACUGAGGAAUGAGAGGAUCUGCAAUGUCAGUGCUCCGUUCAUGAGGGGCAAAACUCAGGUCACAUUUCGUUUGGAGUUUGAGUUCAGUCGGACUGUCUUCCUGGAGCAUGUCAGGAUUAUCCUGGAGGCCCGAAGUGAUGGAGAGGAAGUGAGCACAGCUGAUAAUUUCAACGACAUCUAUUACUCUCUGAAAUACGAAGCAGACCUUCUCUUCACUAGGGAUUCCAAUCCAACUCGGUAUGAGAUCAAAUCAGAGCUGUCACUGGAGGAGCCUGGAGUUAUCGGCCCACCUUUUAACUUCACAUUCCAGAUUCAGAACCUUGGCUACUUCCCAGUAAAUGAGCUGCAGCUGAACAUUGAGAUCCCAGAAAUGACUAAAAAUGGAAACCAACUCCUGCAGAUAGCUGACUUCUAUAUCGACAAGAGAGAUGGUUCGCACUGUUUACCACCUCAGCAUGUGGCACAUAGCAGGGCCUCACCCGAGGACCUUUCACGCUUCUCCCGCUUGAAUCAAUCCAACACCCUGACUCUGCCAAUCCAGUGCACUGUCAACGUGGCCUCCUACAGAGAGAUUGCAGUCAGAAUCACAGGAGCGCUUAGAAUAGAUACAUUACACGCACUGAAGUUUAAAAUCUUGGAACUGGUAACCAGUGCAUCAGUGGAGCUUCCCUCCUCCAGCCCAAUGUCCUUACAUGAAGAGAGGCCUGUCAGACAUAUUGUAUUGGAGAUCAGGAAGGAGGGAGAUUACAGAAUCUCUAUCUGGAUUAUCAUUGGCAGCACACUGGGAGGACUCUUACUGCUGGCCCUUCUCAGUCUAGCUCUAUGGAAGCUCGGAUUCUUCCGGAGGCAGAAGCGGAGAGAAGAAGAUGAACAAGAGGCAAACGGGAAAGUGGCUGAAGAACGGUAACGCAGGCUGAGGGCCCCCCAGCAGACACCUUUUCCACAGGGGACCCGUCACUCAGGGACCAACCCACCUCCCCGCUGUUCCCCAACAACACAGUGGCACCGCAAAGACAGCUCUGCAUGGCCGCUGAAGAGAGGCUCGUUCAGCGCACUGGAUCUGUCCCACGCCACGACCCCUGACCCCCCGAGAGUCAGCACUGUCACACUCACUUAGCAUUCCUGCACUGUUGCGACAUUAGGGCCUCUUUUGUCCAAAUACUCCACUGCCCUCUAUGUCGUACAUUCACAGAUCUAUGAGCCUCCUGCUUCAGGCUGGAGCUAUGAUUUCUGAGCGUCUGAAAAAAAGAAUAGAGUGAGAUUUUGUCCAUCUAUUCUAAGAAUUUCAGACCACAAAUUGCCCCUGAGGCAAGCGUCAGCCAAUCACACCUUUGUCUCUUUCUGAUGUAUAUUUAUUGAACUCGUAAAUUUUGAAUACAUGGAAAACCUCAAGGGUGAGCUUCCACCCAAAAGCUACCGCAAAUGUAAAGUUACUAUAUUGUAUAUUGAAUUUGAUGUUUAAAAGAUAUUAUCUGCAACAUAUUCAGCUCGAUUGCAUCAUAAUUUAUUAAGAAACAAAACAGUACCAAAGUUUCCAGAGUACAAAGAAGAUUCAUGAUGCUUCAUUGACAGAGACUUUUCUUCAUUCUCUUGAGAAAGAAUCUUCUGAACCUGAUUUCACUCUUUUUUUAAAUAUUAUCAUCCUGGAAAACAUUCAGGAUGAGGUUCAAACAUUUGAUGCACUUUUACUUUGUACAAAAUUAACUUGAAUUUUGUAAAUAGUCAAGUAUCUUUUUGAUCGCUUUAAGUAUUCUAAGAGUUUCCGUUUUUUUCACAUGGUUUGUGGCAUUACUUUGUAACUUAAAGAGACAAAUGUAACUAGUCAGCUUUUUGUCACUGAACAUGUUACUAGAUGUUGCAUGCCUUUUAACAUGCACUGCAUCAGAGUAAAGGGUGUGCAUAUGAUACUUCAGGCAACAUGGAUUUAAACAAAGUAGUUAUUUUAAAAACUGUAUCGAAGUGAUGAUCAGAUUACACAAAGAUGGGUCUAAUAAAUGCACAUUGCCUACAGUACGUUAGCACCCUCCUGAUGUUACCGACAAAUAUAAUUUUUUCUGUCUGAUGAGGUGUGAGGAGCUGUUAUACGUCUACAAAUAAAACAUUGUAUAUGUC
Notolabrus celidotus (New Zealand spotty) is the source of this 4862-nucleotide messenger RNA. It is a transcript of the gene itga11a, whose product is annotated as integrin, alpha 11a. The record is from RefSeq and is a predicted model, not a curated record. The coding region runs from base 55 to 3657 and encodes 1200 amino acids. Gene Ontology annotation, molecular function: integrin binding. Gene Ontology annotation, cellular component: external side of plasma membrane; integrin complex. Lineage: Eukaryota; Metazoa; Chordata; Actinopteri; Labriformes; Labridae. The transcript has 30 exons. Gene Ontology annotation, biological process: cell adhesion mediated by integrin; integrin-mediated signaling pathway; cell-cell adhesion.